CGCAUUCGAAAUUCGAAUCAGUCCGCGCCGAACUGUCAACAGGUGGGGACGUGCGUUCUAACAUUUGAAAAAGAAAAAUGUUUACGAUACAGAGUUGCAAAGAAGUGUUAUCAUAACUGAGAAUUGUUUGAAUAUGACAUAAUUUUGGUGUUUUUUUUACUAUUGUGAGUUUAUAAACAUGGCUCGGAUUUUACUUGUUUUGAUAUUUGGAGUUUGGUUGGUGUCUGCUGACCAGGAGGAGGUGGAAGGUGGAAAGUGUGAGACGAUCAAGCUGCCUUUAUGCCAGGAUUUCGUAUAUAAUUGGACUGCUAUGCCCAAUCUGAUGGGUCACAAUGAUCAGAACGAAGCAGAAGAAGCGAUGGCAUCAUUCGCUGGUAUUAUAUCCAGCGGCUGCUCGGUCCACGCUCGCUUCCUCCUCUGCUCGGCGUUCGCUCCAUUCUGCUCGGAACAACUCUCUGUUUCAGUCAGCGCUUGCAGAGCUCUAUGCGAAACAGUUGCCGAAGACUGCAAGGAACAACUGAAAAUGCUUUCCCCGAACGUAAUGUUCGACUGCGCAGCGUUCCCUCUUCGGGCUGACAAAAGACUUUGCAUGAGACCACCAAACGCCAGCGACCUGGAGCCUGAACCCCCACCACCACCUCGUUGGCCUUACGAACACGAACUCCGCGAACACGGUUGCCCACCAGCCCACGCCAGAGCCCCAACAGGUGAAUGUUGGCCUGCAUGCGGCCAACACGCCCAAUACACGCAAUCCGAAAAGCGAACAGCUGAAAUAUGGAUGACAGUUCUAGCUUGGCUGUCUCUACUGUCCACAUCAAUAGCCUUGCUAACCUAUUGCGUUGAUCCAUCAAGAUACAGAUACCCAGAACGACCAGUCGUAUGGAUGGCUGCUUGCUACACGAUAGUCGCAUUGGCACAUGUAACAAGAGGAUGGCUAGGCGCAAAGAUGGUGUCCUGUUCUGGCUCAACAUUAGCCGUCGAUGGAUUAGCGUCUCCUACUUGCGUAGAGUUCUUCUCUUUGACGUACUAUUUCACUCUGGCAGCCGAUGCGUGGUUCGCAAACGCUUGUGUAGCAUGGUAUUUGACAGCUGCCAGCGAAUGGUCGACGGAAGCGUUAGAACGAGCAGCCGCAUAUCUUCACGCUGUGGCUUGGGGCUGGGCUGGUGCUUGGACUGCAGCCGCUUUAGCGCUAAGACGAGUCACGGCUGACGAACUGACCGGUACAUGUGGAAUAUCCGAUGCAGCAGCCGCAGCGCUAAUUGGUGUACCUCGAGGCGCCUUACUGGUUACAUCGAUAGCACUAGCAAUCGGAGCGUGCCCAGGGAUAAUGAGAGUUCGAAGAGCAUUGGAUUCCAGGGGAGCACGAAGAGUUGGGAGGUUAGCAGCUAGAGCAGCGGCUGUUGGUUUCUUGUAUCUUAUUUUAGCAUCAUUUGCAACGGGAAGAAGGGUUUUCGAAGCUCGAAUGAGAGUGACAGAAAGUGGACUAGCAUUGAUAGCUGCUUUAGAAGCCGGUGAACUCGAAAGCAUCACGAAAUCUGGUAGUCUGUCUAUUUGUUUGUGGUUAACUUGUGGCAUUGCAUCUGGUAUUUGGGCAUGGUCUAGGAAAUCUGCCAUGGUGUGGAAAAAGGUGUUAUGUUCACCAAAGAAGGCACCUUGCUGUGCCCCUCCACUGUUAAGACCACAUCACCCGUAUUGCAAACGACCGCUGCACGUUUCUCGGGUAUGAUCAUGGUGUGUAAGCGACUUUCGAAAGACUUUAUACUUAUGUAAUAAACUUGUGUAUUCAAUGGACUUAAAAAGUGCCUGUCUGUAUAUUGCCUUCUGUGAAGGCAUUCUCGAUUAUGUAAAUUUUGUAAAUAAUGUAAAUUUUAUUAAAUAUACU
Hyposmocoma kahamanoa is the source of this 1882-nucleotide messenger RNA. Its product is annotated as frizzled-10-like. Gene Ontology annotation, molecular function: Wnt receptor activity; Wnt-protein binding. Bases 179 to 1726 code for a protein of 515 amino acids. Gene Ontology annotation, cellular component: plasma membrane. The transcript has 2 exons. NCBI's taxonomy places the organism in Eukaryota, Metazoa, Arthropoda, Insecta, Lepidoptera, Cosmopterigidae. The record is from RefSeq and is a predicted model, not a curated record. Gene Ontology annotation, biological process: non-canonical Wnt signaling pathway; canonical Wnt signaling pathway.